Molecule: messenger RNA, 419 nt
Organism: Saccostrea cuccullata (small rock oyster)
Lineage: Eukaryota; Metazoa; Mollusca; Bivalvia; Ostreida; Ostreidae
Product: acylphosphatase-1-like
Exons: 4
Coding region: 80-376 (98 amino acids)
Molecular function (GO): acylphosphatase activity
Source: RefSeq, a predicted model, not a curated record
UAAACUUCCAGUACUGAGAUUGUUGUCAACAAACAAGUCGCAUUGACAUUCACUUCUUUCUGUACCUUUGCAUGCCGGAAUGGCAGGGGCAAAGCUUGUUUCAGUUGAAUACGAAAUAUUUGGCAAAGUUCAAGGUGUAUUCUUUAGAAAGCACACCCAGAAGACGGCCAAGUCCCUAGGGUUAGUUGGCUGGGUCAGGAACACGAGCCACAAAACGGUAGAGGGUGAAGUCCAGGGGGCCGAGGACAAAGUCAAACAGAUGAAAAUCUGGUUACAAACAAAAGGAAGCCCAAGUUCCAGAAUUGACCGUGCUGUGUUCAAAAAUGAAAAGACAAUUCCAUCAGUGAAAUAUCAGGAUUUUUCAGUCAGACACUAGCAAUGUUUUUAGCACAGGAGGUCGCAUGGUUAUCAAUUUCUCU